AUGCAAGGAUGGUGCCACUGCCACACAAGACACACACAUCCAAUCAACCCGAGACCUCAAGUGUCACGACUCGAGACACAACACUUCCCCCGGACCACCAUGGAUAAGGCAUACAUUGCCGUCCUCACCAUCGCCUUCCUCUUCCUGCUCCACUACAUUCUAGGCAAGAUCAGCAAUGGCAGGCGCGGCAAGGGCGCCGUGCAGCUGCCGCCAAGCCCCCCGGUCAUCCCCUUCCUCGGCCAUCUCCACCUCGUGGAGAAACCGUUCCACGCCGCGCUGCGCCGCCUGGCCGCGCGCCUCGGCCCGGUCUUCUCGCUGCGGCUCGGCUCGCGCCGCGCCGUGGUGGUGUCGUCGGCGGAGUGCGCCAGGGAGUGCUUCACGGAGCACGACGUGACGUUCGCCAACCGGCCCCGGUUCCCGUCGCAGCUGCUCGUGUCCUUCGACGGCGCCGCGCUCGCCACGUCCAGCUACGGCCCGCACUGGCGCAACCUCCGCCGCGUCGCCGCCGUGCAGCUGCUCUCCGCGCACCGCGUCGCCUGCAUGUCGGGCGUCAUCGCCGGCGAGGUGCGCGCCAUGGCGCGCCGGCUGUUCCGCGCCGCCGCCGCGGCCCCCGGCGACGCCGCGCGGGUCCAGCUGAAGCGGAGGCUGUUCGAGCUCUCCCUCAGCGUGCUCAUGGAGACCAUCGCGCAGACCAAGGGGACCCGGUCGGAGGCCGACGCCGACACGGACAUGUCCGUGGAGGCCCAGGAGUUCAAGAAGGUGGUGGACGAGAUCAUCCCGCACAUCGGCGCCGCCAACCUGUGGGACUACCUGCCGGUGCUGCGGUGGUUCGACGUGUUCGGAGUGAGGAACAAGAUCCUUGCCGCGGUGAGCAGGAGGGACGCCUUCAUGCUGCGUCUCAUCGACAACGAGCGCCGGAGGCUUGACGAUGGCGGCGCCGAAGGCGACAAGAAGAGCAUGAUCGCCGUGCUGCUCACUCUGCAGAAGACGGAGCCAGAGGUGUACACCGAUACCAUGAUCAUGGCUCUCUGCGCGAAUUUAUUCGGGGCUGGAACGGAGACCACGUCGACGACGACGGAGUGGGCGAUGUCGCUGCUGCUGAACCACCCGGCGGCGCUGAGGAAGGCGCAGGACGAGAUCGACGCGGCCGUGGGGACCUCCCGGCUGGUGACCGCCGACGACGUGCCCCGGCUGGCCUACCUGCAGUGCAUCGUGAGCGAGACGCUGCGGCUGUACCCGGCGGCACCGAUGCUGCUGCCGCACCAGUCCUCGGCUGACUGCAAGGUCGGCGGCUACAACGUGCCGAGCGGCACGAUGCUGAUGGUGAACGCGUACGCCAUCCACCGGGACCCGGCGGCGUGGGAGCGGCCGCUGGAGUUCGUCCCGGAGCGGUUCGAGGACGGGAAGGCCGAGGGGCGGUUCAUGAUCCCGUUCGGGAUGGGCCGGCGGCGGUGCCCCGGAGAGACGCUGGCGCUGCGGACUAUCGGCAUGGUGCUGGCCACGCUGGUGCAGUGCUUCGACUGGGAGCGCGUGGACGGCGCGGAGGUGGACAUGACGGAGGGCGGCGGGCUCACCAUCCCCAAGGCCGUGCCGCUCGAGGCCGUGUGCAGGCCGCGCCCGGCCAUGCGCGACGUGCUUGAGAGCCUCUGA
Triticum turgidum subsp. durum (durum wheat) is the source of this 1650-nucleotide messenger RNA. The record is from the annotation of a GenBank genome assembly. Lineage: Eukaryota; Viridiplantae; Streptophyta; Magnoliopsida; Poales; Poaceae.